Molecule: messenger RNA, 1440 nt
Organism: Papaver somniferum (opium poppy)
Lineage: Eukaryota; Viridiplantae; Streptophyta; Magnoliopsida; Ranunculales; Papaveraceae
Exons: 6
Coding region: 1-1440 (479 amino acids)
Source: RefSeq, a predicted model, not a curated record
AUGGAACAAUCUUCUUUUUCUUUGGAUCCAGAAGCAAAUACUUCCAUUUCUAUUACUCCAACAACUGAUGAAAUAUGGAAUGUAGUUCAGAAAAUGAAUUCUUAUGGUUCACCAGGGCCAGAUGGAUAUCCAGUUGUGUUCUACAAGAAAUGUUGGUCUAUCAUUGGAGAAGAUACUACAAAAUAUGUUCAGCAAAUAUUCACUUCAGGAGCUAUACCAAUGGAUAUGUUGAAGGCGUAUGAUAGAGUUUUUUGGUCCUUAUUGGAUUAUAUGCUUCACCAAAUGGGUAUUCACAAUCAAUCUCAUAAUCUUAUAAUGAAUUGUGUUACUUCAUCAACUUUUUCUAUUCUAUUGAAUGGUGCUCCAUAUGGGAAUUUUGCGAGUGGUAGGGGUUUACGUCAGAGAUUCCCUUUAUCACCCUCUUUAUUCAUCAUCUAUUCUCAGUGGUUAUCACUUCUUAUGGAGAAAUUUGAAAACACAAGUCUUUACAGUGGUUAUGGGUUUAACGCUCAUUCCCCAGUAAUUGGUCAUUUAAUAUAUAUGACUAUUCAGAAACUAGGGGUCAAUGAAAUGCAGAUAGAAGAGAAGUACUUGGGAACAUAUUUGUUGAAGUGGGGAGAAUUGUCUAAAAGUGUGUUAUCUACUAUCCCAAACUACUCGCUGGGUAAUUGCAUUCUUCCUAAAGGUGUUACAAAUAAGUUAUCACCAACUCAAAGGGCAUUUUAUUGGGGACAUGAUGUUCACACAAGAAAACAACAUUUCUUUAUAUGGGAAAAAGCAAUGAAACCUAAAGAGGAUGGAGGUUUAGGUAUUCAGAAUAUGGAACUGCCAAUGCCGGGAGACUCAAACACAUGGAAAGAUAUGUUAGAAGUCAUAGAUAUCCUUUUAAACAAUUGUUAUUGGUUUAUAGGUUCUAGAUAUUCAAUUCAUAUAUGGAACGAUCCUUGGGUUCUUCAUAUUCCUGGUUUUAGACCUACAAAGCUUCAAAGUUCCAAUAUUCAGGUUACUUGGGUGUCAGAUCUUUUUAUCCAAGGUGUAAAAUCUUGGGAUAUUGAUUUCCUGACGGAAAUUUUUCCACAAGAUCAGGUUGAUAUAAUUUCAAGCAUUUACAUACCCCAAGAAGAGGAAGUCCAAGACAAUCUAAUUUGGUUGAAAACUCCAUCGGGAAAGCUUACUGCAAAGUCGAGUUAUAAUUUAUUAUCUGACAAUAUUCCGGUGAACUCUCUAGUGGCAGCUUUUCCGUGGAAACAAUUUUGGAAGAUGAUAAAAAUUCAACCUAAAAUUCAGAACUUUCUGCAGAAGGCUCUGCAUGAGGGUCUAGAAGUGUACACAAAUAUGAAGAUCUCUAAUCAUCAGUUUCAUAAUAUAUGUCAUGCAAAUCCAAUUCUCAUUAAGAUUCAGGGUGUAAAUAUUUUGCAAACAGUUUUUUUUUUGUUGUAA